AUGCAAGCCAUUCGGGUUCAUCCCGCCCCAACUACUGCCAUGCACCUGGACAACAUCCCCAUCCCAAAGCCUUCACAGCCUGGGGAGCUUCUCGUCCGCGUCAAAGCUAUAACCAUUGUUCGCGACAUGUUAACCUGGCCCGAAACCUACAGUCAUGAAUACGUCACUCUUGGCAGCGAUGUGGCCGGAACUGUAGCCGAGGUCUUCUCGUCCGAUAGCAAGUUCAAGCCAAGCGACCAGGUCUUUGGCAUGGCUGAUAUAGACCGCGCCGCCAUCUGGGCCUUAUUCGACCACGCCCGGAUCCCUCGCCCUACCAUGAAGGGGAUCAAGUCUCGCGCUACGCGCAAGCAAGAGCAGCGCGUGCUGAUUACCGGGGCUGCGGGUGCGGUGGGAGUGUAUCUCGUUCAGCUUGCGGCAGCGGCGGCUGGCGUAACGGUAGUAGCGGCUACUAGUUCUAAUGCGCGUAACGGAGAAUUUCUCCAGUGUCUUGGGGCAUGUGGGGUAGUCGAGUACGGUAUGCUGGGAUGUUACCGGGGAACGUUCGACGUCAUUAUUGACGUGGUUGGCGGGGAGCUGCUGGUAAAAUGCUGGGACUACGUCACCGAGACUGGGAUGCUAAUUUCUAUCGACUCUGCAAGUUUCAACUUUGUGGAAGAGCAUGAGAAGCGCGGCCUGCGCAAAUCAGGAGUGUGUGCUCUGUUUUUUAUUGUGAAGGGCAGCGCUGAUGCAUUACACUACCUUGCAGAACUGGUGGGUGUCGGAGCUGUGUAG
Molecule: messenger RNA, 771 nt
Organism: Aspergillus caelatus
Lineage: Eukaryota; Fungi; Ascomycota; Eurotiomycetes; Eurotiales; Aspergillaceae
Exons: 2
Coding region: 1-771 (256 amino acids)
Source: RefSeq, a predicted model, not a curated record